Priapulus caudatus is the source of this 2450-nucleotide messenger RNA. Its product is annotated as alpha- and gamma-adaptin-binding protein p34-like. The transcript has 3 exons. Bases 167 to 1201 code for a protein of 344 amino acids. Lineage: Eukaryota; Metazoa; Priapulida; Priapulimorpha; Priapulimorphida; Priapulidae. The record is from RefSeq and is a predicted model, not a curated record.
GCCCCGCUGUCGAGUUGAAAACGUACAGCUGCACCAUUGACAAGCAUGCGAGCAAACACUUUUCUCUCACCUCUCCGGUCGACUGUCCUUACCGUCCAGUAGUCAUCACUGUCGGAGUCGCCUCUGUUAAACUAUUGAAUCUCAGAGCGACUGACAUCUUGUAGUAAUGGCAUCGGCGGCACUCGUCCCGGGACCGUGCGCUGUCUUCAUCAGCUGCUCGAGCUACAAGCCAGAGCAUCUCAUCCGUGAGGUGAUCGGUGAUGACGUGCUGCCGGAGCCGGAGAUGUGGGCCGACACGAUCCAGGCAUACCCGUGGCACAUCAACACCAAGUACUACAGCGCUGAUGUGCACCUGUGCACACUGCCGACGCAGACACUCGGCUGCCGCGAGUUCACUGACGCCGUACAGGCCGUAGUCAUCCACUUUGACAGCAAGAGUGAGGAGAGCCUCAGCGCGGUGCGCUGCUGGCUCACGUUCGUCGCCCACUGGCAGCCUGACGUGCGACUGCUUGUCUGUGAGACGCUCGCCGAGAACUCGGGUGCAGUGAUCUCACGAGAGAAGCUGCGUAGCUACUGCCUCAAGGUGGCGUUUGAGCUCGUCGAGCGGUAUGGCGAGCCGUCGAGUGGCGACGAAGCCGACGACUCGGAUGAGGGCUUCGAGGAGGUGGAGCUGGGUGGUAUGCGGCGCGUCGUGCAGGCACUGCAUGCGCACCUAUGGCCCAACCUAGAACUGAAGGAUGCGUCGACGCAGAACUCACUAGGCGUGCUCGCGUCGCAACUGCAAGACCAUGCUGCGGGGCGGGUCUCGGAUGCUGGCGCCGCCACGGGACGAUUUGCGAGGGCAGAUGUUGCCAGUCACAUCGAGGGUGCUUGUGAACACACAGAGGGCGCUUGUGGAUCGGUGGAGGGUGACAAGGACAAGAAGGACACAGAGAACAUGAAGAAGCAGACAACAGGCAAAGUGACAGCAACUGGCGAUGGAGUGAUGGACCGAGAGUUGUUGACUGCACUUGGUAAUGAAGACCCUGGAGGUGAGAGCUUUGAGCAACUUUUCGAAAGAAUGCGUAUAAUGAAAGAACAUGCAGCUACUUUGCCACAUGACCAGAGAAAAGUAUUUGCAGAACAAGUAGCUAUACAAUUUUGGAGGGCAAUAGGAGGUGCAGAAGAUGAAAUUGAUCAGUUGGAUAUUGAAGAUGAAUAGGUGUGAAUUAUUUCUGCACCUUCAUGGGAAAAGAUUAAAUUUCCUUGAUGUUCUUUACACUAUUUAAAGAAUAACACUACUCCGUCAUUCAGCAUUAUUCUCAGUGACAUUUUAGUUUUUUAUAUGUAUUACAUUGUAAUUGUUAUGGUAAAAUAUUAUUAAGAAAUAAAUUCAAAUUUAUAGGUGACUGUUGCUUGUGAUAGAUAGCAUCAUAGCACCAUAGCAUAGCAGCAGCAGCAAUAUCUUCAGGUUUAUGCAGGCAUUCGCCGAAACGUUAGUCUAAAGGUACUGUAAAGUCACAUAUUUUCGUGGGUUCCAAUUUUCAUGGUUUCAAUAAAAAAUAUAUGUUCGUGGGUUCUUAAAUUUGUGGAUCAAGCCUUCCAAUAAAUUUUUUUUUUCAAAAACAACAAUGCCAACAAACAAAUUACUAACCUGAACUCGCACCUACUUGCCGUUUCUGGCGCAUGCACAGACUCCACAGUGUUGUGUAAACAUGGAUGCCUAACUAACCCGGGCCCUAGCUGAGCACAUUACUCCUAUAUAAACAUUGCUUUGGAUGGUUGGAGUGUCAGCAAUUUUAUCACUACUUUGUGUUACUUGUCACUGCCGCCUAAACCCGAUGUCCCCCUCCUCCCGGCCGGGCCUGAUUGUUUACAGAAAUACCGGCGCCUUUGAAAGUUGGCAGACGUCGGUUUGCGGGCCUCCACUCCGGAACCGGCAAUUGACAUAUGUACAUAAUAUUUCGUUGGGUACAUAAAUUUGUGGAUUGAUGGACCCACGAAAUCCACGAAAAUUAGAACCCCAUGAAAAAAAAGGAUUUUACAGUAAGAUAAGUGAGAUGUGAAAAGGCAAACAAAAGCAUCAAUGUAACCACCAGAGGCAGCACAAGCAAUGAUGCUAGCCACUAAUAGCUACACUCCACGCAGUGUGAUGAUUUGCCGUUAUCACUGCCAUGAUAUGCUGUUAUCACGUUGAUAAUGGAAAAUCAUCACACUGCGUGGAGUGUACUAAUAGCAACAUCAGGAGUGAAUAAUAAUAGAUCUAUUAUUAUUCACUAAUCAUAUUAUGACUAUGUAGAUCCUGAGUAGUAUAGACACUAUAGACACUAUAGACACUACAGACACUACAGUGUCUAUAUUAUGACACUCCUGGCAAUAUCACUUCUAUAUCUAUGUGAAAUCAAUAUUAACAUCAGUAAUGUAAUAUUCUUUAGGUGCGGAUCAACGCAGUAUAAUAAACGUAACACUGG